ACGAAGUAUCUCGUUUGUCUCACAAUCAGUUUGUCUGUUAUACUGUCGUGUCACGAUGGAUUUAUCGUGGCUUUCGUCGCCCUUUGCGCUAUUAUUGAUUACUCUGGUCGUCAUUGGCGUCCUGAAAAUUGUCGCUGCGGUGCAUCGUACAUAUUUUUACUGGAAGGAUAAAGGUGUACCUUACAUGCCAGAUUCGCUAUCAUCUUUUAUGUCGGGUUGGAAAUUGAUUCUGAGUCGCAUCAGUUUUGUCGAUCAUUUUCAAUAUGUCUACAAUUACUUUCCGGACGCAAAAUAUGUUGGAAUAAUGGAUUUCGGCACGCCUGGCGUGCUAGUGCGGGAUCCUGAGUUGAUCAAAGACAUCAUGGUAAAGGAUUUUGAAUCCUUCCCGGAUCAUCGCAGUUUCGUCGACGUCAGCGCGGAACCGCUAUUUGGCAAGAACAUCUUCGCCUUGCGCGGAGAUCGUUGGAGAGAAAUGAGGAAUACAUUAAGCCCCUCUUUCACCGCCAGCAAGAUGAAGUUUAUGUUUGACCUGAUUUCAGAAUGUUCUCACAAUUUCGUUAAUUAUUUGGUCGAUCAUCCGGAAGUCUGUCAUGCGGUCGAAACGAAGGGGGCCUUUCGACGAUACACUACCGACGUAAUUGCUACGACAGCCUUUGGCAUAAGUGUGAAUUCUAUGAAAGAUCAAAACAAUGAGUUCUAUGCAAGAGGAAUAGAAGCUACCAAAUUUUCUUCUGGACUGCUAACGAUAGCUAAGAUGAUGUUAUUUCGCGCGUGUCCACGGUUCGCUAAAUUAAUAGGUCUGUCUCUUUUCCCGCCGGCUACUAGCGAGUUUUUCAAGAAGAUCGUAGGGGAAACCAUUCGAGCACGGGAAGAGCAAGGUAUCGUCAGACCGGACAUGAUUCAUUUAUUAAUGCAGGCUCGGGACAAAGAAGGUCCCAGUGUACAUAAAAUGACAUUGGAUGACAUCGUUUCGCAAGCCUUUAUCUUUUUCUUCGCUGGUUUCGAAACAUCUGCGACACUGAUGUGUUUCGCUGCUCACGAGCUGGCAGUUAAUCAAGAUGUGCAAGAUCGUUUACGCGAAGAGGUACAACAGCAUCUUGCCGAAGGAAAUGGUGAGAUUUCUUACGAGUCGCUGUCGAAGAUGUCUUACAUGGAUAUGGUGAUCUCCGAGACUCUCAGAAAGUAUCCACCGGCGAUUAUUACCGAUCGACUUUCGGUCAAGAGAUAUGAAUUAGCUCCGUCGCGACCAGGCUGCAAGAAUGUGAUCAUCGAACCCAACAAUUUAUUGAUGUUUCCCAUUCACGGUUUACAUCACGAUCCGAAGUACUUUCCGAACCCGGAUAAAUUCGAUCCCGAAAGGUUCAGCAAGGAGAACAAAGACAAAAUUUUACCGUACACUUAUCUACCAUUCGGUCACGGACCUAGACAAUGUAUCGGCAAUCGAUUUGCUCUCAUGGAGACUAAGAUUCUAAUAGCUCAUCUUUUACAAAAGUUCACUCUGAAGACUACGGAAAAGACUGUCGAACCAAUCGUAUACACUAAAAAGUUGUUUGCGUUGGAACCUGUUGGUGGAUUCUGGAUUAGAUUGGAGAAAAGAGAAACGUGAAAGUCUUGCACUCAAUACAUUAUCGUAUGAUGUAGUUGUGUUUGGAAAAACAUCGCCGCAUUUUCAAUUUUUAAGAUAUUCAACGCGUGUAUGUACUUUAGAAGAUGAUUGACGUGUGAAGAUUGGAGUGUAAAGAUUGAAGUGUUAAGAUUGAAGUGUGAAGAAUGACGUAAUAUAUCGCAAACAAUAAAAUUUCCGAUGUAUUGCGUCAUUAUGUUCGAAGCAAAUAACCAAGUUUUUCCUGGUGAGAAAUAAAAAAAUUAAAUAUUACGAUAAACAUCAUGACUUGCGUAGACUUCCACGUUUAUUUGAUUAUGCCGAUUGUUUUUAAUGAUUUAUAUAACUUCCCCACUUGUCGCUAAAUAUAAAUAGGAUCAAUUCGUUAAUUCUUCAUGUAAGAACGAUUAUCUCUAUCGUGCAAAGAUGUUUCGCACAUUUUUCUUUCGAAAUUUUUUAUUAGUUCAAAUUAUGUCUGUUGUAACUUAUUAUAAAUUUAAGCGUUCGCUGUUAUAAUUUUUUAAAUAAGUAUGACGAAACAAUAUCAUUAAUAGAGUCGAUGUACCAUGAUGUAAUAAUAUACCAUUCUGUAUGUGCAUUUAUAAUGUUUUUUAAUAUUUUUUUAUAAAUAAAAUUUUUAAAUUUUUAAUAAAACCAAAUGUCACUAUUUUAUUAUAGCAAUAUAAAAUAUAAACAAUCAAAUUAUAAUAAACUGACAAAGCAUUUAACAUUUUUUACAGCGUAUGUAUGACACAUUUGGAUCAAAGAUUGUUAAUCAGAUAUGAUUGUGAAUCAGACAUGAUUCAUUGUCUGAGAAUAGAUAGUAUAUA
Molecule: messenger RNA, 2433 nt
Organism: Temnothorax curvispinosus
Lineage: Eukaryota; Metazoa; Arthropoda; Insecta; Hymenoptera; Formicidae
Product: cytochrome P450 9e2-like
Exons: 1
Coding region: 56-1606 (516 amino acids)
Molecular function (GO): oxidoreductase activity, acting on paired donors, with incorporation or reduction of molecular oxygen; heme binding; monooxygenase activity
Source: RefSeq, a predicted model, not a curated record